AUGAUGGGGGAGAAAUCACGCUUGGUAGAGCCGUGGGAAGAUGGAAAAGACCAGGAAUAUAGGGAUCGGAAAAAGCGAAAGAGUGUAGAAUUCAAGAAUUCACCGCAGUCAAAGUCAUCUACCGCACAAGACAGCCCGGAGCCCGCGCGCUCCGAGUUCGGAGUGGCCAUCUUUUGCGCCCUUACCCUCGAAGCCGACGCCGUAGAUGCCCUGCUGGACGGCCACUGGAAUCAACGCAAAGGCCAUCCGGACGAAAAGGCCCCAAAUGAUCCAAACAGCUAUACCACCGGCAUCAUUGGUUUACACAAUGUCGUGUUGGUUCACAUGCCACAGAUGGGAAAGGUCAGCGCGGCCUUUGUAGCGGCCUUUUGUCUAUCGAGUUUCCCCAAUAUCAAGCUUGCCCUUGUGGUGGGCAUCUGCGGCGCUAUCCCGUCCACGUCCCAAGACACCGCAGGCCGAAAUAUCUACCUGGGCGACGUCAUAGUCUCCGAUGGGGUUGUCGAGUACGAUUUUGGUACGGAGCUGCCAGAGGGCUUCACGCGCAAGGCGACCUCGUACGGUUCCACGACUACCGAAAUAAGAUCGCUUCUCGCGAAAUUAAAAGGCCGGCGUGGCCGCAAAGAGUUGGCGGAGGGCAUGGAGGAUUCUUUACAAACCCUCCACAAUACUCCUGAUCUAGUUGAGAAGUAUAUGGACGCUGUGAAUGAUGAAGUAUACGAUUCAACAUAUCGCCACAUUGAGGACAGGAUCCCGUGCGAAAGGUGCGGUUGCGAUGAACGUUUCAUCAGACGCCAUCGCAUCCGAACUGCCGAGACUGCGCCUGCCGUUCACUUUGGCCUGAUGGCAUCCGGUGACACGGUGAUGAGGUCCGCAGAGAUGCGAGAUCGCAUCGCAAGCCGGGAUAAGGUCAUAGGUUUUGAGAUGGAAGGCUCAGGCGUGGGGAAUACCAUUCCCUGCGUCAUCAUCAAGGGCGCGUGCGACUACGCGGACAGUCAUAAGAAUAAGAUUUGGCAACCGUACGCCGCGGCGACGGCGGCGGCAUGCGCCAAGGCGUUUCUUCAGCACUGGCGGGUGACUUCAUCCUUUUAG
Messenger RNA from Parascedosporium putredinis, 1089 nucleotides. The record is from the annotation of a GenBank genome assembly. NCBI's taxonomy places the organism in Eukaryota, Fungi, Ascomycota, Sordariomycetes, Microascales, Microascaceae.